Molecule: messenger RNA, 3928 nt
Organism: Marchantia polymorpha subsp. ruderalis
Lineage: Eukaryota; Viridiplantae; Streptophyta; Marchantiopsida; Marchantiales; Marchantiaceae
Source: the annotation of a GenBank genome assembly
UCAAUGUCUGCGUCUAUUCAAUGACAGAAUAAAGUCUUAUAUACUUUAACAGAAUAUGAUGUGGAAGGAAAGGAAAGUGUUUCACUCUUUCAUCUAGUUACUCGAGACUGUCAAUCUCGAGCUCUGCAUGUGUGCUGCAGCGACAGGUUGCAGUCGAAAUCAGGCAGUCAGUCAGUAGGUGGUAGUCGAUUUCUUCAUCCCUCGUCCUGUCUCCAACUUCUUCGAUUUUCCCACAAUAGUCAUACAUCUCGACGCAUGUCUUUGAGAUUCAUCGAUGUAUGUUGGUGAACCGAUAGUUUGAGCUAUCAAAAUGACGAGCACGGGCCCGGCUACUGGCGAAUCAGCCAAGGAUGUAGGUUCGUUCAUGCCAGAGCCAAGAGUCGUGGCGCGAGCGGCUCUUUGCGCCAAAGCGAGCUAUGCUAGGGACGCGGCCAGAUGUUUCAAUGGAUUCGAGCACUUGAAAUUCAUAAACGUCAUCACAACACCUACUCAUGAGAAAGAGCCAUCAAGAUCACGAAAAGGCAUGAUCAGGGCCGUGAAAAGGAAGAUGGGAGUCCACAGUGACUUCAAGUCGCAACGAUUGUUGGUCGCCUCAGCUCAAGCCGAAGAUCCCAGCGAGGUCGAGGUGUACGUGGCCUUCAGGGGGACUGCGGGCUGGGUGGACAUUUUCGAUGAUGCAGAUUUCUCGCAGACCAGUCUCGUGGGAUUCGGAGACUCUUUCGAGGGGGCCGUGAAAGGCAAGUUCCACAAUGGCUUCACCAAACGACUGCUGAAUUUCCUGCCAGACGUGAAUGACAUUUACGCGUACGUGACCUCGAACGCGUUGGCCGACGGCAAGAAGAUUGGACGCCUCGUCUUCUGCGGUCACAGUUUGGGAGGAGCCAUCUCGCACCUGGCAAUGCUGGCUCUCUUCAUGACGAGAUUGGGACCUGAGAACGUGCCAUCAAGUAGAUACAUGUCCAUUGCAUUCGGGGCUCCGCACAUCGGCGACCACCUAGCGGCGGAGUUUUUCAAGCGCGACUUUCCUGUCAGUCGCGUUCUCUUCACCUUCGUCCAUGAGGAGGACCCCGUGCCCUUUCUGCUGAACAACUUCCCUACUACGAUCAAAGCGGGUGCUCAAGCCGCUGCGCAAUGGCAGCCAUUAAACAUGGGUGCGCCUGAAUCUACCAUGUGCAAGUUGACGUCGGAGCUGAUGGAGCUGGGAACCAUCACCGCGAUGGACGAAGCCGACGAUGACAUCGUCACCACCAACGUUUCAUGUCUGGGUGGGGCUGUGGCCAAGUCCACGCCUGCAGUUGUGAAUUCGACGGCCAACGUGUACCGCAUGAUCAUGGAUGCCAAGGCGUCCCUCACAGAAAAGCACGUCAAGUACGCCCCCAUCGGCCAGUAUUUGCGGCUCACAGGCAGAUCCGCCUCUCUGGAUGAAAGCCUGGCCGCCAGUCUGCUGUCCGAGGACGAAAUCUCUAAAAUCAGUGAGAAGCUGGCCCUCGACAGCAACCGAAUCAAGGCUCACUACAUGGGUGGGUACAUGAUUCACCUGUGCCCGAGAUCGGAUAAUCUUCCGAAAUCAAAAUCGCUGCCAAAUCUGACGGUGGUGUCGGAGAGCUCCCUGGAACCGGUGAUCAAGAGUGCCUAUCUUGUAAUUCAAGGCUCGGAUUCAGCUGAAAUCAGGGUCACCGGCAAGAAUCUGAGCCUGAUUAUGAGAGGUGGGUGGAGGCUGAAGACGGACGAACCCACGUACUCAUUCUCCAGGUUGCUGUCCGAUUUUCUAAAAUUCGACGACUCGAACCUUCAAGCCGAAAAGGUCCUUCCCAGCGAAGAUUCGGCAAAUAUGGCUGGUACGCAGGAGUACCUUCUCAAAGUGAGGGUGCAGCUGCCGGAAGAAGUGAAGGAUGCUGCUCUGUACAAGCUCUCCGUCAAUCGGAGCAAAAAGAUUGUUGCCGUGGGUCUAAAGUUGUCGGUCCGGACAAGCUUCGGGAAAUCCGUGCACUGCAACGUCCUGCUGGACUCCAAGAGCUUUCUUCUGGAGCCGCAUUCACCUCUCUUGAGCUCCUUGAGAAAAGCCAUGGAAAAGUUGCUUGUUAUCACGGACGCCUUCUCGAACUCCGAUGCCACCACGAGAAAGAUCUAUGACUCGAUUCUUCUAGGAGUGAAGUAUGGGCUGCCGGAUCAUUUCAGCACCUUGGAGAGCAUACUGCUGAGUGACAAACCCAUGCAUAAGAAACGGAAAGAUCUCUUCACAGAUUUCUUCAUUCCAGUUGACAAACUUCUCUGCGAAGCUUUGAUCAAAGUUCGUAAGAACGGUCAUCUGACGCGUUUCAAGAAAUCGGUGGCAGGCUAUUACCGGGUGAUUGAUUUCCUGGCCAACUUUUGUAGGGAACCAUCCAAGUUUCCCGAAGAGAUACUAAGCUUCAAGGCGUUGUGGCCAGGUCUUUUGAAGGAAGAUACACAACGAGAAACUUACGAAAGUUUGGAGGACAAAAUUGUCAAUUACAUGCCUACCGGAUUAGCAGAUGAACUGAAGGCGGGAUGCGAGGGUUCAACUUCUUUUGAGUCAAGUCUAUCGGUCAAAGAGAGCGUGUUUGCGGAAAAGACAUCAAAUGAUAUUCUACGAUGGUUGAAAUUGCUCUUUGGGCUUCGGCUGGUUCAACAAGCCGUAGAGAAGGUGCAGAUGGUAGCGCUCGUGGGGCCCGACGAGCUGCCGGAGGAUGCUUUGAAUUAUAUUUUCGGAGUCGACGAGUCUGUUGCACUCCAGCAUAGAAAGAAUGUUCACUUUGUCGAGGAUGGGAGCACCAAACUAUUUGUUGUUCACAUCUCUCAUAUGAAUCUACCCGGAGCCACCAGAUCAGCUCAUAAGAAGAAGCAGGUCUCUUUCGUUAAAAGUUUUGACAUGUGUAUCGUGCUGGUUAGAAGCAAUGGAGAGGAAGCUGAGAUACGAGAGACAUUUUCAAAUGAGUUUAUGCUCAACUACAAAAAGAGGUGUACAAGUGCGCUGAUAGAUAAGGGACAUAAUGACAGAGUUAGAUUCUGUCAUAUGGAGGAUCUGGAUGAUCCCUUAAAAAUUGCUGCCCUGAACCGGUGCGGAAUUCUCAGCAAGCACGAGAUUUUUGCCAAAAUUAAGACUUCGUUAAAGCUGAGCGGCCCAUCAAAGAGUACCUUGGUUGAAGAAAGGGCCUUCGCCUUCCCAGAGUUCCUACAUGCAGGCCGUUCUGAACCAAAGAAGUCAAUCUCCAAAAGUGGAGAUUCUACGAGCUCAAAGCACGGAUUGCUCUCAGGUCUCCCUGCAGCUGAGCACUCCUUGACGAGAUGACCAUCCUGCCCGGGAGUUCUACCUGUUGCUCUGUAACCUCAUUGCUUAUACAUAUUGUAAAUAAAAAUUGAAUAUGCUGUGCUCCAUUUUGGAAUUGGAAGCAGUGUAUGAGCUGAAUGUUUCAGUUAGCUGGAAUGAAGUAUUUGUAUGAGGAACUAUAACUGCCAUGAUAAACUACACCAACUGAAUGACUAUAAGAGAACGGAAUACUGAACGACGAUUUCGGCUUUGCUUGUCUUGCACUGACCUUGUCAUGAAGUUUAUUACAAAAAUAUAUGUAUCGUAACUGGUUACUACCUACUUGUUUUAACCCUCAUUGGAAGUGUUAGCUUUUCCUUCCGGUCUUUCAAACGGCACGAUGUAAGUUAUUCAGAUACUUAAAUCUGUACCGUUAUGUAGACGAGUGAUGAAAACCAGCAUCCAAAACUGCUCCAUGUACUUCAGUAUCGAGAGACAAGUUGUUCAUUGUGAUACUGCCAUAGACUAUCUUAAGUGUCAAUUCUUACAAUGAAAGGAAGGACGUACUAAGUUAAGUGUGACAGGUGAGCUAAAUUGUCAUGAUUAAAUGUUUAUUUUGGAGUCAUUUGGAUUUCUUAUAAAGUAGACUGUUGAAAACUA